AUGGCUGACCAACGGACUGAAGAGCAGAUUGCAGAAUUCAAAGAAGCUUUUUCACUCUUUGACAAAAAUAGUGAUGGAACUAUAACAACAAAGGAAUUGGGAACUGUAAUGAGGUCUCUUGGGCAGAAUCCCACAGAAGCAGAAUUACAGGACAUGAUUAAUGAAGUAGAUCCUGAUGGUAAUGGCACAAUUGACUUCCCUGAAUUUCUGACAAUGAUGGCAAGAAAAAUGAAAGACACAGACAGUAAGGAAGUUAGAGAAGCAUUCUGUGUGUUGGAUAAGGAUAGCAAUGGCUGUAUUAGUGCAGCAGAACUUUGCCAUGUGAUGACAAGCCUUGGAGAGAAGUUAACAGAUGGAGAACUUGAUGAAAUGAUCAGAGAAGCAGAUAAUGAUGGUGAUGGUCUAGUAAACUAUAAAAAGUUCAGCAUUCAGGUUUUAACAACCCUUUCUAGAAUUUUGCAUCUGUGA
Messenger RNA from Tupaia belangeri chinensis (Chinese tree shrew), 468 nucleotides. Its product is annotated as neo-calmodulin-like. The coding region runs from base 1 to 468 and encodes 155 amino acids. The transcript is spliced from 3 exons. The record is from RefSeq and is a predicted model, not a curated record. Gene Ontology annotation, molecular function: calcium ion binding. Gene Ontology annotation, cellular component: myosin II complex. Lineage: Eukaryota; Metazoa; Chordata; Mammalia; Scandentia; Tupaiidae.